Messenger RNA from Cajanus cajan (pigeon pea), 620 nucleotides. RefSeq lists its product as uncharacterized. The record is from RefSeq and is a predicted model, not a curated record. NCBI's taxonomy places the organism in Eukaryota, Viridiplantae, Streptophyta, Magnoliopsida, Fabales, Fabaceae.
UAAUUUAAUAUGAAUUAUCAUUCUAUUUGCUGAUCCAGAAUUAAUAUAUAUGGUGACACGGUGCGAAAAUAAAAAAAGUAAAAUGAAAUAGAGAUUGUCACAGAAGGUGAACCCAGAUCACACAUCACAGAGAGAGAAAGUAAACAUCAAAGAUGGGUCUUUGCUUUGGUUGCUUCGGUGUAGACAAACGCAUGAGCAAGGAAGAAGAGAGAUUGGCCUCUGAAGAAGCGCGAGCCAAAGCUGCUGAAGCCGCACAGAAAAGGCAAGAGCAAUUUGAGAAUUCUGCGGCGGGACGCGCUGCACGUGCACAUCAACAAGGACUAGCCAAGCAGUCUGCAAGUUCCAACAAAGGCGAACCAGUUCUAAAGUGGCAAAUGGGUUGAGGUUAGACAUUCUGUUUGUUGGAGUUAACUUUUUAUUACGUGUAAGGUCCAAUCAAAAAUCUACUAUGCCCCGUAUGCUUCCCUUGUAAAGAUGUAAAGAUCUUUACUACAAUUGUAUCACAAGUGCAAUUUGUUGUUUUCCAAACCAAGAAAUAGUGUUUGAUUGUAAAUUUGUAAAGAAUUCGUGGUGAAUGGAAACGUGGAUAAGUUGAGAUGGAAGUUUAUUUUCCUCUUCUA